Synchiropus splendidus (mandarinfish) is the source of this 2093-nucleotide messenger RNA. RefSeq names its product WT1 associated protein (gene wtap). Gene Ontology annotation, cellular component: nucleus. The coding region runs from base 376 to 1629 and encodes 417 amino acids. The transcript has 9 exons. Gene Ontology annotation, biological process: regulation of alternative mRNA splicing, via spliceosome. The record is from RefSeq and is a predicted model, not a curated record. NCBI's taxonomy places the organism in Eukaryota, Metazoa, Chordata, Actinopteri, Syngnathiformes, Callionymidae.
CGUGCCGUUCAUUUGUUGACAACUUAGCAUAUCCUAAAAGCAUAUCACCGGAAUUUCAACUUUUUAUAUUGCACGUUAUGACACUGUUUAAUACGCCUGGGCAAACGUAAAUUGGUACUUUUAAUAUUUGAAGGACCAAAGGCAAAAGGUCAACACGUAAGCUUUCUUCGCAAACAGCAGCGAUCGCCUACAGCAAACAUUGCAUCACUCAGCGCCGCCAUCCAGCCAUUCUGCACCGAGGGGAUGAUGUGACUCCGCCAGAACGAGGCUUACAUCGAGAACUACCUUGCUUCAACCGACGAGGCUCGCCAGUUUUAGCAAUUUGUCCAGUCGCGAGGCAUUACGGACCAUCGACGGAGCGGGUUCUGAUUCGAAAUGACCAACGAGGAGCCACUUCCUAAAAAGGUUCGCCUGACCGAAUCUGACAUGAAGACGUUGACCAGAGAGGAGCUCUGCACAAGGUGGAAACAGCAUGAAGCAUAUGUGCAAGUCCUGGAGUCCAAAUAUGCGGACCUAUGCUCCAAUGACGUGCCUGGCCUGAAGGAAUCUGAGGAGAAGCUCAAGCAGCAACAGCAGGAGUCUGCACGCAGAGAGAACAUCUUGGUCAUGCGACUUGCCACCAAGGAGCAAGAGAUGCAAGAAUGCACUACCCAGAUCCAGUAUCUCAAACAAGUCCAGCAACCAAGUGCGGCCCAGCUGCGGUCAUCCAUGGUGGACCCAGCCAUCAACUUGUUUUUCCUCAAAAUGAAGGCUGAACUGGAUCAGACUAAGGACAAACUGGAGCAGGCCCAAAAUGAACUGAGUGCCUGGAAAUUUACACCUGAUAGCCAGACGGGGAAGAAACUGAUGGCCAAGUGUCGGAUGCUGAUCCAGGAGAACCAGGAACUGGGUCGGCAGCUGUCCCAGGGCCGCAUCGCCCAGCUGGAAGCCGAGUUGGCGCUGCAGAAGAAGUACAGCGAGGAGCUCAAGAGCAGUCAAGAUGAGUUGAAUGACUUCAUCAUCCAGCUGGAUGAGGAGGUGGAGGGAAUGCAGAGCACCAUCCUCGUCCUGCAGCAGCAGCUGAAGGAGAGUCGCCAGCUGCUGUCUCAGACUCAGGGGUCCUCAGCAGGGGCAGGGCCCAGCAGGACUUCCCCCUCUGAUUCCAGUGUGUCCACAGAACCCUCCUCUCAGCCCGAGCAGACCAGCGCACCCUCCGACCCAGCAGGGAAAGAUUCAGGGAGGGUCUUGAACGGACCAAGCAACGGCAACUCAUCCCAGAGGAGCGAGACCACUACACCCAGCCUCUACCGGGAGGUGAGCAGCACGGAGGAAGACUUUCCCAUGUCCCCCAUGGCGUCCAGCCCCGGCGAAGCUGAGAGCAAACUGUCCAACCACUCGGAGGAGGCCGCGGGGAGUCAGACUGGAGCCGCACGACCUGCUGGAUUUGGAAGCCAGUUGAGUGCCGGGUACGAGAGCGUGGACUCUCCAACCGGCAGCGAGACGUCAUUGACUCAGCACUCAAACGACACAGACUCCACCACCGACACCCACGAGGACAAGGCAGCCCUGGUCACCAAGGGCACCAGGACUACAGGGUCACGGCAUGCUCAGAACGGCCUUGACGCUGCUUGCAACAGUGCUGCUUUGUAAUGUACUGACACAUUCUGUUUGUUUUUCUUUUCUUUUUUUAAAAAAACCACAAACAAGUUCGUCUGUCACUGCACUCUUCCCUUGACUCUGGUGAUGCAUCUGUGUUGCUUCAUGGGAAUGUAACAGGAGCCAGUUCGAUUUUAUCGGAUUAAAAAAAACAAACUAUCACUUGGCCGUGAGGCCGUGGCUUGCUUUCAAUAUCAGACAUCUGGUGUUGUAACCAUUGUCAAAGUCCGAUAAAGGUCUCGAAUGGCGGUAGAUUCAAACAUGUUCACAUGGUCAUUUUUAGACGUUGGCCUGUGUUUUCAUUUCUUUUUUUUAAAUCAGUUUUAAUUUUUCAUUGAUGAGAAAUUUCAGUUGAAAAGAGUGUUGAAUUGUUAGUAGUUUCUAUGCGGUGAUCAUGUUACUCUGACUUCAGUCCUUUUCAUGUACUGACCAAAUAUCAAUAAAGACUUUUAAUACGA